GCCGGAGAUUGAGGUCAUGUACGACCUUGAUCACAAUGAGCAUUCCCAGACGAGCGCUCGAAUGCGGAGUGUCCAGAUGAUUACCCAAUACCUGUCUAGCCGGAAACUUGACGACUUGAGAAACAGUCGUCGACGUGCACUCAGUCUAUUAGCAUGGGCGGAGCAAGACACAAUCAGAUGGGACGCUGGGUACAUUGAAUCGUUUGUUCACCUUGUUGGCAUGAUGGGCCCCGAUGUUGAAGCAAUGCCUGAAUUCAGGCGACUAUCGCCCGUCACCAGGCGGAACCUAGGCAUGUCUGCUAAUGCAUUAAAAUUAAGGACCCUAGAAGCUGAGGAGAGGUUAUCUACGUUCGAUUUUUCCGACAUGUGGGAGGACCCAAAGAAUUCUGCGAACAACCCAAUUUUCAAGAGCUUCAUAGCGUUUCGACAGUUCCUCCUCAAUUUCUUCGUAGAGGCGUAUGGAGCGUGGCCGCCAAGCCCCAACAAAGGAUGGCUAAAACGGAAAGCCAUACAAAGUCUACAAAACGACUUUGGUGCUUUAUACGACUACCUCGUAAACCGCGAAGUCGUCUGGGACUCACAAGAAGAAAGACCUGGAAAGAAAUGGCAAAUGAGCAAUCAAGACCCAGAGGAAGAAUUCCAGGCUGAUUCUGCCGACUUGCCUCUGACUGAUAUGCUGGUCGGCUUCGACAACAGACACGGAUAUUUACAUAUCCCGCAUCCUUAUCCACUUCUCCCACGCUUCGUCAACGCACCGAAAGCUCAAGCAAAGAAAAACUUCUUUAGUUCGCUGAAGAAAUCAAAAAACGACCCCACCAAGGACGCGAAGACCCAUCUUCAACUGUCUAUUGUCUUCAGCGAUGCCACCAACAUCCAGAGGCUUGGGGUCUCCUUUGCAGGCAACGCUCUUAUCGAUUAUUUCGAGCAAUUUGAGCUCGCGGCAGACCUCAAAGGCGUCUCGCCUCGCGAAUCUCGUCUCGGCAGAUGGGUCCUCCUCUACGGCGUCCUCCAAGUCCUCUCUAAACUCUCCGUCGACACGCAGGGCCUUAAGUACUCGGAGGGCGUGCAAUACUUUCUCUGCGCUGACCUCAAGCGCACUCCACCGUGGGAAACAACUAGUGCACACGGCAUGGUCGAGGCCUCACAACUAGCUAGUUGGUGCUGGCAGCGGGAC
Messenger RNA from Mytilinidion resinicola, 1174 nucleotides. RefSeq lists its product as uncharacterized. The annotation marks the transcript as partial. Lineage: Eukaryota; Fungi; Ascomycota; Dothideomycetes; Mytilinidiales; Mytilinidiaceae. The transcript has 2 exons. The record is from RefSeq and is a predicted model, not a curated record.